GAAAAGCUUUCGGACAGAAGCUUGAUAGAAAAAGUUACCCAAACAGGGGGAUGUGUUCAGUUCCUUGUGUGAGCAGAGCAGCAGAAAGAGAAAGUUCCAUCCCAUCACAUUCACAUGUCCAGUCCUGCAGCCUUGUAAUUCCUAAUUCACCGAAAAUUGCAUUUGCAUGGCAGCGAAAUCCGAGAAAUCGAAUGUGCAGGCAUCAUCAUCCUCCUCCUCCUCCUCCUUCUCCUUCUCCGCCAAAGUGCAUCCUUCUGAACUGGAUCCCAACCACAACAACCACAACAACAACAACUCCUCCUCCUACUCUCUCGAGAAAUUCAAACUCUACGAAACCCGUCAGAGAUUUUACCUCAUCGGAAGCGAUCGGAACAAGAGGGUAUUCCGCGUCUUGAAGAUCGACCGUAGUGAGCCCUCUGAUCUCAACAUAAGUGAAGACCCAGUGCUCUAUUCCCCCAAAGAAAUCAAAAACUUGCUCCAGCGUAUCGAUGAGGGCAAUCGUGCCACCGGCGGCCUCACCCCUGUCGCUAAGGUCUACGGUAUUGCCGGUUGCAUCAAAUUUCUGGAGUCUUAUUAUCUGAUUCUCGUCACUAAGCGUCGCCAAAUUGGGAGUAUUUGUGGUCACGCCAUUUAUAGCAUUGAUGAGAGCCAGUUAAUCACAAUUCCUCAUGUCUCAGUUCAAACUGAUCUGGCACAUUCUAAAACUGAGCUAAGGUACAAGAAGCUUUUAUCCAGUGUUGAACUGACCAAAGAUUUUUUCUAUAGCUACACCUAUCCCAUCAUGCAAAGUUUGCAAAAAAAUGUGCAUUUUAUGGGUGAGCAAGGGAUGCCAUAUGACAACAUAUUUGUGUGGAAUGCUCAUCUAACAGAAGCAAUUAGAUCAAGAUGCAAUAACACUAUCUGGACGAUAGCUUUAGUUCAUGGGGAUUUUAAGCAGACAAGGCUAUCAAUUUUUGGGAGGGACUUCAGUGUUUCUCUGGUUUCAAGACGCUCUCGACAUUUUGCAGGGACACGGGAAGGACUGAAGGAGGAGGAGCAACAAACCAGUUACUUGAAAAGGGGAGUUAAUGAUCGUGGAAGGGUUGCAAAUGAUGUUGAAACAGAACAGAUUGUCCUUGAUGAGGAAGUUGGGUCACGCAAGGGAAGAAUGAGUUCUGUUGUUCAGAUGCGUGGCUCAAUUCCCCUUUUCUGGUCGCAAGAAGCUUCAAGAUUUAGUCCUAAACCUGAUAUAAUCUUACAGAGAUAUGAUCCCACAUAUGAGGCAACCAGAUUGCAUUUUGAAGACCUGGCAGGGAGAUAUGGCAAUCCAAUUAUUGUUCUUAAUUUAAUAAAGACCGUUGAAAAGAGGCCAAGAGAAAUGAUGCUAAGGCGCGAGUUUGCACAUGCGGUUGGGUAUCUGAACCAGAUUCUUUCAGAAGAAAAUCAUCUUAAAUUUAUUCACUGGGACUUUCACAAGUUUGCAAAGAGCAAGUCUGCCAAUGUUUUGGCUGUUUUGGGUGCUGUGGCAAGUGAGGCACUGGAUUUGACUGGUUUUUACUAUAGUGGUAAACCUACAACUUUUAAGAGGGCCAACAAAAUUAGUCGGACAAGCACAGGAAGGGAUGCUUCGCUUAGAGAUUUAAGAGCUAAUUCAACGGACCUAGCUAUGAUUGGAAGCUGUAAUGAUAAUCUAAAUUCUUUAGUUAAUCGAGACAGAGAGACUGAUUUUAAUCAACAGAAUGGAAAAAAUAAUUGUGGUGGGGAAGCACCUCGUUUUCAAAGUGGAGUUCUGCGCACCAACUGCAUUGACUGCUUGGAUCGCACAAAUGUUGCCCAGUAUGCUUAUGGCCUUGCAGCUUUAGGCCGCCAACUUUAUGCAAUGGGUUUAACAGACAUUCCCAAAGUGGACCCUGAGAGUACCAUUGCUGCAGCUCUAAUGGAUAUGUAUCAGAGCAUGGGGGAUGCUCUUGCCCAGCAGUAUGGUGGAUCUGAAGCUCAUAAUACAGUCUUCCCAGAGAGGCAAGGAAAGUGGAAAGCUACUACCCAAUCUAGAGAGUUUUUGAAGUCUAUCAAGCGAUACUAUAGCAAUACUUACACUGACGGUGAAAAGCAAGAUGCAAUAAAUCUAUUUUUGGGUUACUUCCAACCACGGGAAGGGAAACCCGCUCUUUGGGAGCUUGAUUCAGAUUACUAUCUCCAUGUGUCUGGGAUGGGAGAUGAUUUUUUCCUGGAUAAGUGUUUGCUAGCUAAUGCCAUGCCUGUUGGAGGUGCUAGAGUUACUUUGGCCCCUAUUUCAGCUUGCAGGGAAGACUUCUUGCGGAUGAAGUUGACAUCAUUUGAUAAGUUGAUACAAAGGACAUGUAGUUUAGUAAGGAAUGUAAGACUUUGUAGAGAAACAGAUCACAGACAUGGUUCUGGCAUAGGAAAUUCCAGUGUGGCACCUGAUGCAGCUGAAAUACAGCUCAAAAGCCCAAAUUGGCUUUUUGGUCAGAGAAAGCAUGAAGAUAGUGCCUCAGCUCCCAAAGUUUCUUCGCAUGAAAUUGCAAGUGGAGGAUCUCAGGCUGACAGAAGAGUUGAUGGUUUAUGUGACCUAAAUUGGCUUUCUUCUGCUAGCGAUACCAAUGAAGAGGAAAUUUUCCAGAGGUACCUUGCAAUGACAUCCGUUGAUGAGGGAAAUGGUUGGUAUGGUGGUACGCUGCUUGGUGAUCAAGACAAAAACAGUGAGAUAUAUAAGCAUUAUGCUGCAUUAUGUCAGGGCCCUGCAAUGGAACCUAUCCAAAAUGAUGCUGAGAGGGAGGAGCAAUAUGCUGAUGUCCUACACUUGGGCUCAAUUGACAUUGUAGAUGAUAAUGCUGUUGAAGCAGAGAUGGCAGCAGCUCUCAAGGAGUAUGAUCAAAUCGGUGCAGAUCUUGGAGUCAUCCCUUCGACUUGUAAAUACUUUACUGAAGAUCCAAGCUGGUUGACAAGAUUGAUAAUUGGGGAAGAGGAGGUGCAAAGAAUCUGAAAAGAACUUUCCAGUCUUGCAAACAUUUCUGGAAAAGAUUGUUAUGUACAGUAGAGGUUUUCUAUUAUUUUCUUUAUUCCAUUGUAUUGAUUUUUUGAUUUGUAUCUGGAAUCCUCUAAUUUUUUUGCUUUGGGUUAAAAGUUAAUUAACCCUAAUACGCACGAAUUAUAUAUAGGCUUACCCAAAAUACAAUAUGAUCCACAUACCCUUACCAUUUAAAGAACAUUACUCAUAACAAUCCUCCGUAAACUGGAGCAUAUAUAUUGUUAAUUGAUGAUGUAUAAAUGACAGAAAUGAUGUGUUGGAAUUUC
Messenger RNA from Quercus robur (English oak), 3294 nucleotides. RefSeq names its product phosphatidylinositol-3-phosphatase SAC1. The transcript has 16 exons. NCBI's taxonomy places the organism in Eukaryota, Viridiplantae, Streptophyta, Magnoliopsida, Fagales, Fagaceae. The coding region runs from base 167 to 2983 and encodes 938 amino acids. The record is from RefSeq and is a predicted model, not a curated record. Gene Ontology annotation, molecular function: phosphatidylinositol-3,5-bisphosphate 5-phosphatase activity. Gene Ontology annotation, cellular component: intracellular membrane-bounded organelle. Gene Ontology annotation, biological process: phosphatidylinositol dephosphorylation.